AUGUUUUUUUUUUUUGUCAGAUGGUCAAAACUUGUUACACUCUACAGAAACUUGUCAAACUCGUCUAAUUUGGGUACUUUGUACAUUUAAUAGUCACUAAAAUAAAAAUAUAAAACUGUUUUGACACAGUAUGCAGAAUCUCGCGGUAUUUGACAGCUUCCCUCCACUCUUUGACACUAGCCCCUCCUCUGCGCUCCGGGAAUGCUGCCUUGUUUACAUUACUGGCACACGGGUCAGGAGUGUGGUGAUGACUGGGGGGAGGCCUAGUGGAGAGAGACACUGUCUGAACACACGUCCACAUCACGGCUGCUUCCACAGAACAGACUCUCUGUGUCCGCUAAAAAAGUUUGGAGCGAUCAGACACAGCGGUGCCACGCAGGACAGAGAGGCCCCGCCGUGAGGAGUGUCUGCAGCGACCUUGUACGAGGAAAAGGGAAAGUCAAAACAAAGACGAGCGCCAUAACCAUCCGCAGAAACUGUCAGCGUGAAGGAGGAAUAGCUAAGCAACAGAGUCACACUUCCUGAGGUGUGAAGGAUCACGUUCCUAACACCAUGGAUAUGGAUACACAGCCACAAGGUCAGCAAGCAGCCGUGCCAGUGUUCCAACCCCAGAAACCAUUGCAGCCAGAUAUGGGUCACAAUUCAUUGGCCAACUUCCAGAUCGAGAAGAAGAUCGGCCGCGGCCAGUUCAGUGAGGUUUACAGGGCGAGGUAUCUUCUAGACAACACGUCAGUGGCCCUGAAGAAGGUUCAGAUAUUUGACUUGAUGGAUGCCAAAGCUCGGCAAGAUUGCAUCAAAGAGAUAGAUCUCCUUAAGCAAUUGAACCACCCCAAUGUGAUAAAGUACCACGCAUCGUUUAUCGAGGACAAUGAGCUUAACAUAGUCCUGGAGUUAGCGGACGCCGGGGACCUCUCACGUAUGAUCAAGCACUUUAAGAAGCAAAGAAGGCUCAUCCCUGAGAGAACAGUGUGGAAGUAUUUUGUCCAGCUCUGCAGUGCCCUCGAACACAUGCACUCCCGGAGAGUCAUGCACCCAGAUAUCAAACCAGCCAACGUAUUCAUCACAGCUACAGGAGUAGUGAAGCUAGGAGACCUGGGACUGGGACGAUUCUUCAGCUCCAAAACUACCGCUGCUCAUCUUUCAGUGGGUACUCCUUACUACAUGUCACCAGAGAGGAUACAUGAAAACGGAUACAACUUCAAGUCUGACAUCUGGUCGCUAGGAUGCCUGCUGUAUGAGAUGGCAGCCCUACAGAGCCCCUUCUAUGGGGACAAGAUGAACCUAUACUCCCUUUGUAAGAAGAUAGAACAGUGCGACUACCCCCCCCUCCCCUCAGAUCACUACUCAGAGGAGCUGAGGAACUUGGUAGAUAUGUGCAUCAACCCCGACCCCGAGAAGAGGCCGGACAUCACCUACGUGUACGACAUUGCCAAACACAUGCAGAGCCUCACACAGGGCAGCUAAGCCCCGAAGAUUUACUCACUUUAUAGCUCGCAGAACUUCUCCUCCUCCUCCUCUUCCUCCUCCUCCUCCUCCUCCUGCUGCUCCUCCUCCUCUGCUUCUCCAUGCUGGACUUGUAAACGUCUAUCAGCUUUCACACAAUAACUUACUCCAGAGUUUAGUUUCUUACAAUAAAAAGAAAACAUGUGUAGCAAAUGUUAUUUUUAGGAUGCUGAUGUAGUCUGUAGGAGGACCCACACCAAAACCAUUUCUGGCCCCACAUUUCUCCCACUUUUAUGUUACAGCGCUGAAGGAGCUCAGACAUGUGUGUGUGUGUCUCCUGCUCUGGUCUCACACUCACUCGUCUCCUCAUGUAGUAAACUGCUAUUAGUGAGCACUAGGGUUUUUUAAAAAACUUACAUAGAAAGGGAGAGAAAAAAAAUAGUAUUGAACUCCGACAAAUUAUCUAUGCAAAUAUGAUGUCGACUCUGGUGUGAUGAGAAAAUGUAGAGGAAUUGAAAUGUGGUGUUAAAGGUGAGCGUUAUCUCCUGGUGGUGGAGGUGAAGGGAUGUAUGAAGAAAGGCGAAGGAUGGUAUAGACGACAGGGUGGAAAAUCAUGGGCGGAUGUCUGUGAAUGUAGGCCGUUUGACACGAGUGUUGGGUUUUAUUUUAGACCAAACACGGAGCGUCUCAGUUUGACAGCCUGAAGACGGCGGGACAAAGUUUAACAAAAGUGAAUUUGCUGUUUACCUGUUUGUCACCCAAAAAAAAACAACCAAAA
Molecule: messenger RNA, 2221 nt
Organism: Cynoglossus semilaevis (tongue sole)
Lineage: Eukaryota; Metazoa; Chordata; Actinopteri; Pleuronectiformes; Cynoglossidae
Gene: nek7
Product: NIMA-related kinase 7
Exons: 11
Coding region: 553-1464 (303 amino acids)
Biological process (GO): peptidyl-serine phosphorylation
Cellular component (GO): nucleus
Molecular function (GO): protein serine/threonine kinase activity; ATP binding
Source: RefSeq, a predicted model, not a curated record